Messenger RNA from Alligator mississippiensis (American alligator), 2980 nucleotides. RefSeq names its product immunoglobulin superfamily member 8 (gene IGSF8). Bases 47 to 1927 code for a protein of 626 amino acids. The record is from RefSeq and is a predicted model, not a curated record. The transcript is spliced from 7 exons. Lineage: Eukaryota; Metazoa; Chordata; Crocodylia; Alligatoridae.
UGUGGGGCCGGGCGGGGCUUCCCUGAGCGGAGCCGCCCGCGCCGCCAUGGGAGCCGCCCGGGACGCGCUGCCGCGGGGCGCCCCCAUCCCGCUCCCGGCCCCCAUCCCGAUGCUGCUGGUGCUGCUGCUCGGGCUGAGCACAGCGCGGGAGGUGCACGUGCCGCCAGGGCCCCUGCUGCGGGUAGAGGGCACAGCCGUGGCCAUCCCCUGCCACGUGACAGAGUAUGAGGGCUCCACACUGCAGCACUUCGAGUGGUCCGUGUACCGCUCAGCUGCACCCACGAUUGCCAUCGGCAUCAUCAGCACCAAGGACCCCGCCUUCCCCUACGCCGUCUUCAGCUCCCGCGUGCAGAGCGGUGAUGUGGCCAUGCAGCGGCUCCGUGGGGACGCCGUGGAGCUGCGCAUUGCCCACCUCCAGCCCGAGGAUGAUGGCAUCUACGAGUGUUACACUCCCUCCACCGACUCCCAGUACCACGGCAGCUACAGUAGCAAGGUGGCGCUGAAAGUGAUCUCCGACUCGCUGCGGGUCACAGCCGCCUCCCCCACGCCCCAGCCCCCACUCCGUGGCCGCAUGGCCAGUGCCACCCCACUCCAGCUGAGCCUGAUGGAGAGCCAGGAGCUGCGGCUGAGCUGCACAGCGCAGAGCAGGACACAGGAGCACACCCACCUCUCAGUCUCCUUCGGGGUCUCAGCCCCGGGCACACCUGUGGGGCGUCACACGUUGCAGGAGGUGGUGGGCAUACGGCGUGACUUCAGCAUGGAGCCGGGCAAGGCCUUCGCAGGGCGCUUGGAGGCUGGGGAGCUGGCCCUGGCCAAGCUGGGUGGCGAGCAGUACACACUGGUGCUGGGCCAAGUGCAGCCUGAGGACGCCGGCACCUACCACUGCACAGCCGGCGAGUGGAUCCAGGACCCUGAUGGCAGCUGGCAGCUCAUUGCCGAGAAGCGAGCGGUGCUGGCUGAAGUCACCGUCCAGCCUAUCGCCAGCCAGCUGAAAGUGUCAGCCAGCCCUGCCGAAGUCCGGCUCACCACUGGCGAUGCCUUGGAGCUGCUGUGCAACCUCUCGGGGGCCCUGCCCGCCCUGCCUCACGUGGCCUAUGCCGUGGCCUGGGAGGUUGGCGAGGAGGGCGGGUCCAAGCGCCUGGUGGCCCAGCUGGACCCUGACGGGACAAUGGUGCUAGGGGAGAGCUAUGCCAACCGCCGUGUGGGCCGGCGCCACGUUGCACUGCAGAAGCUGGCACCCAACCCUGGUCCCUAUCAGCUGCGGGUGGCAUCAGCCCAGCCGGAUGAUGCGGGCACGUACCGCUGCGUGGUUCGGGUGUAUGUGCGAGCAUCCGGUGUGCUCCUGAAGGAGGUGGCCAGGAGCCAGUCACCUGGGCUGAAGGUGCACAUGAAGGCUGAAGGCAUGGUGCUGGCAGCCAAUGCGUGGCUGCCCGCCCCAGCCAUCUACCGUGGGGACACAGCCGAGCUGCUCUGCAACGUGUCGUUGGAGUCGCCACAGCCUGUGCACGUGGCCGUGAGCUGGUGGGCAGAGCCGAUGCCCAUAGCAGAGGGCGCAGAGCCACAAGUCCGCCUGGUAGCUGCUGUGAGCCGUGAGGGCGUGGCCGAGCUGGGCCCACGGCUGGCGGGUGGUCAUGUGAGUGUGGACAAGGUGGCUCCCCAGUGCUAUCGCCUGCGGCUUCACGGCGUGCAGCCCCUCGACCAGGGCCACUACCACUGCACUGCCACCGCCUGGGUGCGCUUACCCGACCGCAGCUGGUACCAGGCGGGCGCUACCCGCUCAGGCCCCAUCACUGUCUACCCCUACGCCCUCGCCAUGGACACACUCCUGGUGCCGCUGGUGGUGGGUGUGGUCAGCGCCCUGGUCGUGGGCAUCGCCAUCCUUGCCACCGUCACCUGCUGCUUCAUGAGGCGGCUCCGCAAGAGGUGAACCGGGGCCAGCCUGGGACUCUGGAGGCUCCUGCUUCACCUCGAUCUUCGUCCCUUGCACACAACUGCAACCUCCCAGCUGGUGCCACAGCAUCCCCACCCCCAGCUUCUCCCCAGGAAGAACCAGUCCAGGACCUUUUUGGACCAAACUCAACCUGGCGGGAUGGACCCAGGGCUACUCGUCCUGGCAGCAAGCUGCUGCCUCGGUCUGGGGUUACGGGGGGGAUGCGAAGGGCAGGGGCACGGCCCCAUCUCCUGGCCUGGCUGCUCUCCUGGAUCCUUGGACCAGGCCUGCAUGUCCCAGGGUGGGGGAUGGAGGCUGUCCCCCCUCCAUGUUCCCAGCACUGCUAAGGACUCUGCACCCCCUUCCCCCUGUGCCCUCUGUCCUGCCCCUUCCACCCACUCAGUAUUUGGCCCCAUGUGGGCCCUUUGGUUCUGUCCUGUGCAAUCCACACUCUUGUGAUCCUUUAUCUCUGCAGGAUACCCCCCCUUAUCCUUACCCCCGUGCCUGGGGAGAGGCUCAGCACCUUGCUCACAGCACAUCCCACAGCUGGAGGCCUGCUGGGGUGCCCUGGCUUGGAUAAGGAGCGAUGCAGGCAUCGUGUGCAUAGGGGGUAACAACCUACUAAUGCAACCUGCUGAGGGAGCUCCCCUUUAUGCAGAGCAGCAGCGAUCUUGGGGCUGAAGGUCCAGGGGGUCCCCCUUUGCUUCUAGCCUGCACGGUAGCCAUGGGAGAGUGGAGGAGAGAGUGAAGUGCCAAAGAGUUCAGGCUCCAUCCUCCAGGUGCGGUGUGUGGUCGACAGGGCCCCGCAGCCAGUGGCCCAGCAUGGCCGGCUGCCCUGACCUGUGCAGCUUGCGGGGGAAUGUGCUGGCUCCACAUCCCCCCACCACAUGUGGAGGUGCCUGGAUCCCAGCCAGGGCCCUAGUGCUGCUCCUUCUGGCUGGGAAGGGAGUGACUGACAACUCCCAGGGAAGCUGCGGCUGCGCUCGGGGCCAGGAAGGCAGUGCCGGUGCCCAGCAGGCCAACACAGUGCCAAUAAACCUGCAGAGAGGC